AGUUUCUUGGGAGGCCGCUGCAAGUUUAGGCUGUAUCAUAAUGGAGUUUCGCGAUCGUGACGGGUAUUUCCACCAGGAUGUGUUUCGGGUGCUUGGGCGGGCCACGGGCUCUGAGCCACAUGCACUGACGUAUAAUGCAAUUGGCGGUAUGCAGUUUGUGGAUGAGGAUGGGAUUUCGGAAACGUCGUCAGAGACGUCGACCGAGUCGAGUGUGUCGCAGGCGCCGUCGUUUGAUCUGGACGCCGAGUGGGAAGACGCCAAGCAGGUGCUGUACACGACGUUUGUUGGAUUCAUGCUGCCGUUUGUGUUCCGGUACGUGGGCCGGCGGCUAACGUUUGCAGGUAAGCUUGGGAAAUAGCCAGCGGGGGUGGUGUUUCAAUGUGGGGGCAAGCUGUUGACUAACCUAAUUGCCACUUUCGGUAGUGUGGAAGCGCUUUCUGACCGGGUAUUUUAAGUGAGUAAACUCCUUUUCCAUUUUUGAGGAGUGACUCACAAAAUCCCAGGCCGCGCUCCCAGAGGUGUGUCACAU
Molecule: messenger RNA, 529 nt
Organism: Linderina pennispora
Lineage: Eukaryota; Fungi; Kickxellomycota; Kickxellomycetes; Kickxellales; Kickxellaceae
Exons: 1
Coding region: 41-358 (105 amino acids)
Source: RefSeq, a predicted model, not a curated record